AUGGCUGUGCCGAAAAAAAGGAGAAGUCUUAGCAAGUGCAGAAAAAGAAGGAAUACAAUUUUUUUUGAUAAAUUAGUAGGAAACUGGCUAAAAAGGAGAGAAUGGUUUUUCCGGAAUUCGUAUCAGAAAGAAAUUUUACCUUCUGAGCAGGAGCCGCAUAUAUUUAAAUUCCCUGGUUUCUGGCCGAACAAAUUUGUUCAUCAGAUAUCGUCAAAAAUUAAAAAAAUUGUCAAGUAG
Molecule: messenger RNA, 237 nt
Organism: Plasmodium malariae
Lineage: Eukaryota; Apicomplexa; Aconoidasida; Haemosporida; Plasmodiidae
Product: conserved Plasmodium protein, unknown function
Exons: 3
Coding region: 1-237 (78 amino acids)
Source: RefSeq, a predicted model, not a curated record